CCCUGGUUACUUCCUCCUCCCACGUGCUUUUUGAUGUUGUAUUCAUACAGUUGAAACUAUACGCCUCUCAAACCGGCUCCGUUCUCUGAAGAACAGCAGAGGAGCCGAAGCCGGAGCAACUAGACCAUGAUUCACUCCAAUGGCUCCACAGUCCUCUGCUGCUGCUGCUGCUGCUUUGUCCAGAGCAGGGAGGUCAGCACCAACAUGGAGAUGAAGAGCGAAAGGUCUUUAUGCUUUUCCAGACGACACCCAGGAAAAGCCCGUCGGGAGGACAGGUCCAUGAAGAAGCUUCCUCAAACUCCUCCUGAAAACGAGGACAGCAACAGCUGGCAGACAGUUGUUGCCAUGUACGACUUCAUUGCCGAAGAGGACAGCGACCUCACGCUGGUCAAGGGUGAAGAAUACAUCAUCCUGCACAAGCAGGACCAGCAAUGGUGGAGGGCACAGGACCAGCAAGGGAACACCGGCUUCAUCCCCAGUAACUAUGUGACAGAGAGGAACAAAAUAGAAGCCAACCCAUGGUACUGCAAGAACAUCACCAGAACUGAAGCGGAGGAGCUGCUCAGACAGGAGGAUAAAGAAGGAGGCUUUGUGGUGCGGGAGUCCAGUCAGAGAGGAGUUUACACCGUCUCAGUUUACACCAAGAUGUUGAGCGUGGGCGUGGACAUUCGUCACUAUCUGAUCAGAAGGACUGAGAACGGUCAGUUCUACCUGGCAGAGAAAUACACCUUCAACACCAUUCCUGAAGUCAUACACUACCACGAACACAACGCAGCAGGACUGGUCACCAGGUUACGCUACGCAGUCGGGUCAGUGGUGAAGAACGUGCCUGCCACAGCCGGGUUCAGCUCAGUUAAAUGGGAGAUCGACCGCAGCGAGCUGACCAUCCUGCAGGAGAUUGGAAGCGGUGAGUUUGGUCUGGUGAAGCUCGGCCACUGGAGGAACAACCACAAAGUGGCUAUCAAGGCCAUCAGAGAAGGAGCCAUGUACGAGGAGGAUUUCGCUGAAGAGGCCAGGGUCAUGAUGAGGCUUUGUCACCCCAAACUGGUGCAGCUCUAUGGCGUCUGUCUACAACAGCGCCCCCUGCUGAUUGUGACUGAAUUCGUGGAGAAGGGCUGCCUGCUGAACUUCCUGAGGCAGAGAGGGAGGAGUCUGAAUGACAACUGGCUACUCUCCAUGUGCCAGGACAUCUGUGAGGGGAUGGAAUAUUUGGAGGUAAACAGCUUCAUCCACAGAGACCUGGCGGCCAGGAACUGUCUGAUCAGUGAGCACAACGUUGUGAAGGUCAGCGACUUUGGAAUGGCAAGGUACGUUAUCAACAACCAGUACACAAGUUCCAUUGGUGCCAAGUUCCCAGUGAAGUGGUCUCCUCCAGAAGUUCUUCACUACAGUAAAUACAGCAGCAAGUCGGAUGUCUGGUCCUUUGGCGUGCUGAUGUGGGAGAUCUACUCAGAAGGUCGGACCCCCUUUGAGAACCGGUCUAAUCCUGACGUGGUCACUGACGUCACCAGAGGGAUUCGGUUGUACCGGCCUCAACGAGCGCUCAUGCCGAUCUACACCGUCAUGUACCAGUGUUGGCACGAGAGGCCAGAGAGUCGACCGUCGUUCAGUGAGCUCCUGGAUGAAAUCCGAAAACUGGCAGAGAAACCAGCUACGUGAGAGCAUCCUAUUGUAUCUAGACUAUUUAUGUGUAAACUGUCUUGUAUUGUAUUUAAAAUGUCAUGUUCUUUCUCAGUCAGCACAGCUUGA
Synchiropus splendidus (mandarinfish) is the source of this 1749-nucleotide messenger RNA. It is a transcript of the gene txk, whose product is annotated as TXK tyrosine kinase. The transcript is spliced from 16 exons. The record is from RefSeq and is a predicted model, not a curated record. The coding region runs from base 127 to 1659 and encodes 510 amino acids. NCBI's taxonomy places the organism in Eukaryota, Metazoa, Chordata, Actinopteri, Syngnathiformes, Callionymidae. Gene Ontology annotation, molecular function: ATP binding; non-membrane spanning protein tyrosine kinase activity; protein binding. Gene Ontology annotation, biological process: peptidyl-tyrosine autophosphorylation; T cell receptor signaling pathway; B cell receptor signaling pathway.